CCAUCUGAUCAGACUCCAGAUCCUAAGUCACUGAUAAAUCUCUAGCACACCUAGAACGUGCCUGGCAUUUAGAUCAUCCCCAGUAACGAUUGAAUGAGAGUCACUUCAACAUAAGUGGCUGGUGGAUUCAAACGGCUUGUAUUUAACCCGCUGCACUACUAGAGCUGCUCUUGGUAUCCCUGGAGAUGUAGAAAAACUGGAGUCUGAGAAAUUUUCAAGUGAAGGUUAUGCAAUGGUCUCUGCAAGAUGGUUUAUUCUUGAAUUGGAGCUUUUUAAGACUGACAUAUGCUGGUACUUCAUCUUCUAUAAGUGGACUCUUUCUUUUCUGAAGACAACUACAUAAGCAGACAAAAUUGCAAAGAUCUGCCCUGUGUCGAGUAUGACAGCCACGACUCGUGGCUCUCCAGUAGGAGGGAAUGACAACCAGGGCCAGGCUCCUGAUGGACAGUCUCAGCCCCCCCUCCAACAGAAUCAGACUUCAUCACCUGAUUCUUCCAAUGAGAAUUCCCCAGCAACCCCCCCAGAUGAACAAGGUCAAGGUGAUGCCCCACCGCAGAUUGAAGAUGAGGAACCUGCAUUUCCGCACACUGAUCUGGCAAAGUUGGAUGACAUGAUCAACAGGCCUCGAUGGGUGGUUCCAGUUUUGCCGAAAGGGGAAUUAGAAGUACUUUUAGAAGCUGCUGUUGAUCUUAGUAAAAAAGGCCUUGACAUUAAAAGUGAAGCCUGUCAGCGUUUUUUUCGAGAUGGGCUAACAAUAUCAUUCACUAAAAUCCUUACAGAUGAGGCAGUGAGUGGCUGGAAGUUUGAAAUUCAUAGAUGUAUUAUUAACAAUACUCAUCGUCUGGUGGAGCUAUGUGUGGCCAAGUUGUCCCAAGACUGGUUUCCACUACUAGAACUUCUCGCCAUGGCCUUAAAUCCUCAUUGCAAAUUCCAUAUCUAUAAUGGUACACGUCCGUGUGAAUCUGUUUCCUCAAGUGUUCAGUUACCUGAAGAUGAAUUCUUCGCUCGUUCUCCAGACCCUCGAUCACCAAAAGGUUGGUUGGUGGAUCUUCUCAACAAAUUUGGCACUUUAAAUGGAUUCCAGAUUUUGCAUGAUCGUUUUAUUAAUGGAUCAGCAUUAAACGUUCAAAUAAUUGCAGCCCUUAUAAAACCAUUUGGACAAUGCUAUGAGUUUCUCACUCUUCAUACAGUGAAAAAGUUCUUUCUUCCAGUCAUUGAAAUGGUUCCACAGUUUUUAGAAAACUUAACUGAUGAAGAACUGAAAAAAGAAGCUAAGAAUGAAGCAAAAAAUGAUGCCCUUUCAAUGAUUAUUAAGUCUUUGAAGAAUUUAGCUUCAAGGGUUCCAGGACAAGAAGAAACUGUAAAAAAUUUAGAAAUAUUUAGGUUAAAAAUGAUACUAAGAUUAUUGCAAAUUUCUUCUUUCAAUGGAAAGAUGAAUGCACUGAAUGAAGUCAAUAAGGUUAUAUCUAGUGUAUCAUAUUACACCCAUCGGCAUGGUAACCCUGAGGAGGAAGAGUGGCUCACAGCUGAGCGAAUGGCAGAAUGGAUACAGCAGAAUAGUAUUUUAUCUAUAGUCCUGCGAGACAGUCUUCAUCAACCACAGUAUGUAGAAAAGCUGGAGAAGAUUCUUCGUUUUGUUAUCAAAGAAAAAGCUCUGACCUUACAAGAUCUUGAUAAUAUCUGGGCAGCACAGGCAGGGAAACAUGAAGCUAUUGUGAAGAAUGUGCAUGAUCUACUAGCAAAGUUGGCAUGGGACUUUUCUCCUGAACAACUUGAUCAUCUUUUUGAUUGCUUUAAGGCUAGUUGGACAAAUGCAAGUAAAAAACAACGGGAAAAGCUGCUCGAGCUGAUCCGUCGCCUGGCAGAAGAUGACAAAGAUGGUGUAAUGGCACAUAAAGUGUUGAACCUGUUGUGGAAUCUGGCCCACAGCGAUGAUGUGCCUGUAGACAUUAUGGAUCUGGCACUCAGUGCCCACAUAAAAAUACUAGAUUAUAGUUGCUCCCAGGACCGUGACACACAAAAGAUCCAGUGGAUAGAUCGCUUUAUAGAAGAACUUCGCACAAAUGACAAAUGGGUAAUCCCCGCACUGAAACAAAUUAGAGAAAUUUGUAGUUUGUUUGGUGAAGCACCUCAAAACUUGAGUCAAACCCAGCGAAGUCCUCAUGUAUUUUACCGCCAUGACUUAAUUAAUCAACUCCAGCACAAUCAUGCCCUGGUUACUUUGGUAGCAGAAAACCUUGCAACUUACAUGGAAAGCAUGAGACUCUAUGCUAGAGACCAUGAAGACUAUGACCCACAAACUGUUAGGCUGGGAAGUAGAUAUAGUCAUGUUCAAGAAGUCCAAGAACGACUUAACUUCCUUAGAUUUUUAUUGAAGGAUGGCCAGCUCUGGCUCUGUGCUCCUCAAGCAAAACAAAUAUGGAAGUGCUUAGCAGAGAAUGCAGUUUACCUUUGUGAUCGAGAAGCUUGCUUUAAGUGGUAUUCCAAGUUGAUGGGGGAUGAACCAGACUUAGAUCCUGAUAUUAACAAGGACUUCUUUGAAAGUAAUGUGCUUCAGCUAGAUCCCUCCUUAUUAACUGAAAACGGGAUGAAAUGUUUUGAGCGAUUCUUCAAAGCUGUGAAUUGUCGGGAAGGAAAACUUGUAGCAAAAAGAAGAGCCUAUAUGAUGGAUGAUUUGGAGUUAAUAGGCUUAGACUACCUUUGGAGGGUCGUGAUUCAGAGUAAUGAUGACAUUGCUAGCAGAGCAAUAGAUCUCCUUAAAGAGAUAUACACAAAUCUUGGUCCGAGGUUACAGGUCAAUCAGGUGAGAAUUGAGAUAUAUGAAAAUGCACACAUCUCACCGGGAAGAGCUUUUCGUGGUAAACACCUGUCUUUUAUAGUUCGAUUUCCAAACCAAGGCAGACAGGUUGAUGACUUGGACGUGUGGUCUCAUACAAAUGACACAAUUGGUUCGGUACGACGUUGUAUUCUCAAUCGCAUUAAGGCCAAUGUUGCCCAUACAAAAAUUGAGCUUUUCGUUGGUGGUGAGCUGAUAGAUUCUGCAGAUGAUAGAAAGCUGAUUGGACAAUUAAAUUUAAAAGAUAAAUCGUUAAUUACAGCUAAACUUACCCAAAUAAGUUCCAAUAUGCCUUCAAGUCCGGAUAGUUCUUCUGAUUCUUCAACUGGAUCACCUGGAAACCAUGGAAAUCAUUACAGUGAUGGUCCCAAUCCAGAAGUGGAAAGCUGUUUGCCUGGGGUGAUAAUGUCACUGCAUCCCAGAUACAUCUCUUUCCUUUGGCAAGUUGCUGACUUGGGUAGCAGCCUCAAUAUGCCACCUCUUAGAGAUGGAGCAAGAGUACUUAUGAAACUUAUGCCACCAGAUAGCACUACAAUAGAAAAACUAAGAGCUAUUUGUUUGGACCACGCAAAACUUGGCGAGAGCAGCCUUAGCCCAUCUCUUGACUCCCUUUUCUUUGGGCCCUCAGCCUCACAAGUGCUAUACUUAACAGAGGUUGUCUAUGCCUUGUUAAUGCCUGCUGGUGCACCUCUGGCUGAUGAGUCCUCUGACUUUCAAUUUCAUUUCUUGAAAAGUGGUGGUCUUCCCCUUGUCCUGAGUAUGCUGACAAGAAACAACUUCCUUCCAAAUGCAGACAUGGAAACUCGAAGGGGUGCCUACCUCAAUGCUCUUAAAAUAGCCAAACUGUUGCUCACUGCCAUUGGCUAUGGCCAUGUGCGAGCUGUGGCAGAAGCUUAUCAUCCUGGUGUAGAAGGCGUGAAUCCCAUGACAUCGGUCAACCAAGUUACUCAUGAUCAAGCAGUGGUGCUACAAAGUGCCCUUCAGAGUAUUCCUAAUCCAUCAUCUGAGUGCAUGCUUAGAAAUGUGUCCAUUCGUCUUGCUCAGCAGAUAUCUGAUGAGGCUUCAAGGUACAUGCCUGAUAUUUGUGUGAUUAGAGCUAUACAGAAAAUUAUUUGGGCAUCAGGAUGUGGGGCAUUACAGCUAGUAUUUAGCCCCAAUGAAGAAAUUACAAAAAUCUAUGAAAAGACCAAUGCUGGCAAUGAGCUGGACUUGGAAGAUGAACAAGUUUGCUGUGAAGCAAUGGAAGUGAUGACAUUAUGUUUCGCCUUGAUUCCGACAGCCUUAGAUGCACUUAGUAAAGAAAAGGCUUGGCAAACAUUCAUUAUUGACUUACUAUUGCACUGUCAAAGCAAAACUGUCCGGCAGGUGGCACAGGAGCAAUUCUUUCUGAUGUGCACAAGAUGCUGCAUGGGACACAGGCCUCUGCUUUUCUUCAUUACUUUGCUGUUUACCGUUUUGGGGAGCACUGCCAGAGAGAGAGCUAAACAUUCCGGCGACUACUUCACUCUUUUAAGGCACCUUCUUAAUUAUGCUUACAAUAGUAAUAUAAAUGUGCACAAUGCUGAAGUUCUUCUCAACAAUGAAAUUGAUUGGCUUAAAAGAAUUAGGGAUGAUGUUAAAAGAACAGGUGAGACAGGUGUUGAAGAAACCAUCUUAGAAGGCCACCUUGGGGUGACAAAAGAGUUACUGGCCUUUCAAACUCCUGAGAAAAAAUAUCAUAUUGGUUGUGAAAAAGGAGGUGCUAAUCUCAUCAAAGAGUUAAUUGAUGAUUUCAUCUUUCCUGCAUCCAACGUUUACCUGCAGUAUAUGAGAAAUGGAGAAUUGCCUGCUGAGCAGGCUAUUCCAGUCUGUAGUUCACCAGCUACCAUUAAUGCAGGUUUUGAGUUACUGGUAGCAUUAGCUGUUGGCUGUAUGAGGAAUCUCAAACAGAUUGUAGACUCUUUAACGGAAAUGUAUUACAUUGGCACGGCCAUAACUACCUGUGAAGCACUUACUGAGUGGGAAUAUCUGCCACCUGUUGGACCCCGCCCACCAAAAGGAUUUGUGGGACUGAAAAAUGCCGGUGCUACUUGCUACAUGAACUCUGUGAUUCAGCAACUAUACAUGAUUCCUUCGAUCAGGAAUGGCAUUCUUGCAAUUGAAGGCACAGGUAGUGAUGUGGAUGAUGACAUGUCUGGAGAUGAAAAGCAGGACAAUGAGAGCAAUGUCGACCCCAGAGACGAUGUCUUUGGGUAUCCUCAACAGUUUGAAGACAAAGCAGCAUUAAGUAAAACAGAAGAUCGGAAGGAGUACAAUAUCGGUGUUCUCCGCCACCUCCAAGUCAUCUUUGGCCAUCUAGCUGCUUCUCGACUGCAGUAUUAUGUACCCAGAGGCUUUUGGAAGCAGUUCAGGCUUUGGGGUGAACCUGUUAAUCUACGGGAACAACAUGAUGCUUUAGAAUUUUUUAAUUCAUUGGUGGAUAGUUUAGAUGAAGCUUUAAAAGCCUUAGGACAUCCAGCUAUGCUAAGUAAAGUCUUAGGAGGUUCCUUUGCUGAUCAGAAGAUUUGUCAAGGCUGUCCACAUCGGUACGAGUGUGAGGAAUCUUUUACGACUCUGAAUGUAGACAUUAGAAAUCACCAAAACCUUCUUGAUUCUUUGGAGCAGUAUGUCAAAGGAGAUUUAUUAGAAGGUGCAAAUGCCUAUCAUUGUGAAAAAUGCAAUAAAAAGGUUGAUACUGUAAAGCGCUUAUUAAUUAAAAAAUUACCUCCUGUUCUUGCUAUCCAAUUAAAACGAUUUGACUAUGACUGGGAAAGAGAAUGUGCAAUCAAGUUCAAUGACUAUUUUGAAUUUCCUCGAGAGCUAGACAUGGAACCUUACACUGUUGCCGGUGUUGCAAAGCUGGAAGGAGAUAAUGUAAACCCAGAGAGUCAGUUGAUACAACAGAAUGAGCAGUCUGAAAGUGAGACAGCAGGAAGCACAAAAUACAGGCUUGUGGGCGUGCUUGUUCAUAGUGGUCAGGCAAGCGGCGGACAUUAUUAUUCUUACAUCAUUCAGAGGAAUGGUGGAGACGGUGAGCGAAAUCGGUGGUACAAAUUUGAUGAUGGAGAUGUAACCGAGUGCAAAAUGGAUGAUGACGAAGAGAUGAAAAACCAGUGUUUUGGUGGCGAAUACAUGGGAGAAGUGUUUGAUCACAUGAUGAAGCGUAUGUCAUACAGACGUCAGAAAAGGUGGUGGAAUGCUUACAUACUUUUUUAUGAACGAAUGGACACAAUAGACAAAGACGAUGAGUUGAUAAGAUAUAUAUCAGAACUUGCUAUCACCACAAGACCCCAUCAGAUUGUUAUGCCAUCGGCCAUUGAGAGAAGUGUACGGAAACAGAAUGUGCAAUUCAUGCAUAAUCGAAUGCAGUAUAGUUUAGAGUAUUUCCAGUUCAUGAAAAAACUACUUACAUGUAAUGGUGUUUACUUAAAUCCUCCUCCAGGACAAGAUCACCUGUUGCCUGAAGCAGAAGAAAUCACUAUGAUUAGUAUUCAGCUUGCUGCUAGAUUCCUCUUUACCACAGGAUUUCACACAAAGAAAAUAGUUCGUGGUUCUGCCAGUGAUUGGUAUGAUGCACUGUGCAUCCUACUUCGUCACAGCAAGAAUGUACGUUUUUGGUUUGCCCAUAACGUUCUUUUUAAUGUUUCCAAUCGUUUCUCUGAAUACCUUCUGGAGUGCCCCAGUGCAGAAGUGAGGGGGGCAUUUGCAAAACUGAUAGUUUUUAUUGCACAUUUUUCCUUGCAAGAUGGACCUUGUCCUUCACCUUUUGCAUCUCCUGGACCUUCUAGUCAGGCUUACGAUAACUUAAGCUUGAGUGAUCACUUAUUAAGAGCAGUACUAAAUCUCCUGAGAAGGGAAGUUUCAGAGCAUGGGCGUCAUUUACAACAAUAUUUCAACCUGUUUGUGAUGUAUGCCAAUUUAGGUGUGGCAGAAAAGACACAGCUUCUGAAAUUGAGUGUACCUGCUACCUUUAUGCUGGUAUCUUUAGAUGAAGGACCAGGCCCUCCGAUCAAAUAUCAAUAUGCUGAAUUAGGCAAGUUAUACUCGGUAGUGUCACAGCUGAUCCGCUGUUGCAAUGUCUCAUCAAGAAUGCAGUCUUCAAUCAAUGGUAAUCCUCCCCUUCCUAAUCCUUUUGGCGAUCCCAAUUUAUCACAAUCCAUAAUGCCAAUUCAGCAGAAUGUGGCAGAUAUUCUGUUUGUGAGAACAAGUUAUGUGAAGAAAAUCAUUGAAGACUGCAGUAACUCAGAGGAAACCGUCAAGUUGCUUCGUUUUUGCUGCUGGGAAAAUCCUCAGUUCUCGUCUACUGUCCUCAGUGAACUUCUGUGGCAGGUUGCAUAUUCAUAUACCUACGAACUGCGGCCCUAUUUGGACCUGCUUUUGCAGAUCUUGCUGAUUGAGGAUUCUUGGCAGACUCACAGAAUUCAUAACGCACUUAAAGGAAUUCCAGAUGACCGUGAUGGACUAUUUGAUACAAUCCAGCGCUCAAAGAAUCACUAUCAAAAAAGGGCCUAUCAGUGUAUCAAAUGUAUGGUGGCUCUCUUUAGCAAUUGUCCUGUUGCUUACCAAAUCCUACAGGGCAAUGGCGACCUGAAAAGAAAGUGGACCUGGGCAGUGGAAUGGCUUGGAGAUGAGCUGGAAAGGCGCCCGUACACUGGCAAUCCUCAGUACACCUAUAAUAAUUGGUCUCCUCCAGUACAGAGCAAUGAAACAUCAAAUGGUUAUUUCUUGGAGAGAUCACAUAGUGCUAGGAUGACACUUGCAAAAGCUUGUGAACUCUGUCCAGAGGAGGUAAAAAAAGCCACCAGUGUGCCGCAGAUAGAAAUGGAAGAAAGCAAAGAGCCAGAUGACCAAGAUGCCCCAGAUGAGCAUGAGUCACCCCCACCAGAAGAUGCUCCAUUAUAUCCCCACUCACCAGGAUCUCAGUACCAACAGAAUAACCAUGUGCAUGGACAACCGUAUACAGGCCCAGCUGCACAUCACAUGAACAACCCCCAGCGAUCUGGCCAACGCCCACAGGAGCAUUAUGAAGGCAGUGAAGAAGUGCCCCCACCUCAGACGAAGGAUCAGUGAUGUGCACGUACUUAACUGGUUCCAUCAAGACUGUGCACCCAGGCCUUACAGUCCAACUUUUUUCUGUGUCUGGCUAAUAUUUAAAACUAGAAAAAACUAUUCCUAAUCAACUUGGAGUGGAGAGUUUAUUCACUGUCUUAUCUGCAGAAAUUUGCUGUCAAUAUAUAACCCGCCUGCAGUGGAAAGUGUAUAGUGUUUUGUAAUAAAUGGCCUGAUGCUAAUGUGUAAAUGGCAAAGGUGUAUAUAGUAUAUUAAUGUUUGACUGUUAAUUCUUAAGCAAGGAACUUUUUUCUUGAUGAGACUCACAGAUCUACAAAAAACUACAAAAGUUAAUUUUCUCGUGAUUCCCACUGCAUUCUGCAACCAGUGUUGCCUGCCUCGUGGCAGUUGGAUCUCAACUCUUUUACAAAAACAAAGCUAAACUAAACCAACAGCAACAAAAGAGCCCAUCCGUGUCAGCCGCCCACACCAGAAUUCCAUGUUAGUUCUUGCCAUUGAAGUCAGUUUUGCUAUGAGCAAUGUAAAGCUGGUAAUCUUUGAAUUAUUUGGUUGAUGUUGAAAAUUGGUGAUGUUACAUUGUUUCUAGAUCUUUUUCAUUGCCUUUUUAUUCAGAUACUAGGUUAAUCACUUUGAAGCUAUAGUUAUGCUGUAACAUUUAGCAUGGCUUCACACAGAGUUAGUGUAGCCAAUGAGGAAAAAAAUUACUAUUAUGACAGCAGUUGUCCCCAAGUGGCAGCUGUAUUGCUCAGAGCUUUUCCUUACACCUAGACUAUAAAAGCUAAAAUGAGGGAAGAAACGUGCGAGGCAGGCAGUUUUCGGUUACACAUAGUUCCUUACAUCUGAUGUUUGACAGUUUGCCCUCUGGGUGGAGAAAGAACACUUUGGUUUCAGUAAUGGGAAUUUUUAAAGGUUGAAAACAAAUAUGCAAAAAUUUGCUAUGCCAGGACUCUCGGGGCAUAAUAGAAGAUUGUAUUUGGUGUGCUUGUUUUCUUUCUUUGGUAGAGCUUAUUAGGCAAAUCUUGUCAAGCUUUACUUCUGCUGGAUCCCAGUAAGGUGUGGAAGGGCUCAGAAUCAGUCUCCACUGCACCAAGAUGUCAGGCUCAUUUUCUGCUCAGUCACAAUGUUACUUGAAAGCAAGAAUUGCCCUAGCUCCUCUUCUAGUCCAAAAUGUUUGAUGUUCGAGGCAAGGUUUAAUUCAAAAGAAGAAAACUACUGGAUAGCCAAUAUCAUUGAGGUAACAGCGAUUUCAGAAUAAACAGUUGAUUAAAGAUUCUAAGGGGCUCCAGUUAAUAUUGUAUUUAAAAGAGAAUUGGUAACUUGAAUGUGUGUAAUUUUUUUCAAACCUGUCUACAUACCAAAUACCCCUGCAAACAGAUACAGCCCACCCUGUUCUAUUUAAAUAUUUUGCUGUUUUAUUUUAUAGAAAUUAUUUUGCUGGAUUCACAAAUAGAAUUUGAUUUACGAAGAACUUUUUGUCCUGUGGUAUGUUUUGGGCCCUCCUUUCCACCCACCCCUUUCAUUUUUGGUUACUUUAUUUUUUUGUCUUUCUUUUCAAGGAUUGCGUAUUAAAAUCGAUUCUGUGCAUAGCAUGCCAGGGGGCAUGCCACUGAGUUCAGUUACCGUACAGUUUUUGUGCACAGAAAGAGUUGACCUUUGGCCCUUUACUAAAGAUUACCCACCCCUCCCUCCCAAAUUUAGGAUGUUGACACACUGUAAAAGUUUCCUAACAUUAAAUCAAUCUUGUACUUUUUGUAUGUUUUUUAUAUACAUGUAUAUUUAAUGAGCACAAGCUUGGUUGUAUUUUUUACAAUUCAGUUACUAGGGAAAUGUUUUGUCAAAGGCUAUAGUUGGAACUGAACAAAGCAGAAACAAAAUUGAGAAUUGCAUUAUUUUGUGAUUAAAAAGGGGCAGGUAUUUAAGAAAAAGCUUUGGGUAUCUUAUUUGCAGUAAUACUCUAUAAUCCAUCUAAUGCUUCUAGGCUUUUUCUAAUGUUAGGGCAUUUUGACACCAAGAUAGAAUCAGUUUUUACUUUCAGCACAUCUAAAUUUUCCAUUUGAGCAAAAGUGUGCCGUGUUUGCAAUUCCAAUGGAUAGUUUUGAUUUAAAACCACAAGUACAGACUUCCUCAACAAUGAGCAAAAUAAGUUACCUUUGUUGGGACAAUUUACUUUGGUUCCGUAUGCCCUGUGAGUUUUGUAAAUUUUUGCUCCUCAAAAAAAGUACUUAAUUUGAAACAUUUCGCUGACUUGCUAGACGUUUUGAAAGGCUGUGAAUUUUUUUCCUGUGUGGGAGAUUCCCACCCCAGUUCCUUUCGUAUUUCCAGGUGAGGGCUUGCAAAUCAUUUGUUCUUCCUCUGAGCAGUAGCAAGGAUAAGUUCAUGGAGAAAAUUGUUACUGGUUUAUUGCAAAUCAUUUCCUGUUUUUAACUCCCUAAACAAGCAUUAAUGUAUAACCAGGACUUUUUAAAAGAUGCAUGUGUUCCAUUGUGAGAACAACACAGUAUGAUUUUGAGGUUCUUUUGGGGACAUAAAUGGCACGCUUACAAUUGCAAGUCUUCAAAGUGCCUGAAGAUGGCUUAAUUCUCCCUCAACUGAUUUCUUGAGCCAUAUAUUUCCUACUUUAAAUGUUUGUUGAGGGGUCUCUAGUCUAAUCUUCCUUUGAGAGAUAGAGCCCCAGAACCCUAAAUGGCAUGUUCCUUUGUAUAGAAGCCAGUAGACUCUGUUCAGUGUAAAGACGGACAAUGAUCUUUAGUUAUAAAGCAAUGUGAAGUAGGUUUUUCCCUAUUGGAUCUAAGUAUCACGUGCACAAGUUGAUAAAAACCAUCCUGCUGCUGUUUCUAAGCCCUCCACCAACUGAAUUUUCCUGUUAAGCAUUAUAGAGGCAGACACAUGCGCUUUUAAUCAUUUUUGGAGUUUCUGUCUUGUCGAUUUUUCUCUCGGUGAUCAUGUCCCAGCUGUCAUGUAUACAUAUUUAGAAUUACCUGAAUUUUUUUUUCAUGGUUAACUUUUACUAGUGAAUAAUGAUAACAAGUAUUUAAGCUUAAUAAUGGUUAAAGGGGAGUCCCCGAGUGGUGCUACUAACUGAAAGGUGGGUUUGAGGCAGCCCUGAGGCACCUUGGAAGAAAGGCUUUGGCGUGCUACCUCCAACACGUUAGCCAGGGAAAGCCCUGUGGGACCCAGUUCUCCUGAUGCACACAAAUUGUGCCAGGUCCCAGGAUUUAAUGGUGAAAGAGAUCUGGAGCCUUUUUAAUGUAAAAUAACAUUUGUAAAUGCAAGCAAACGUUGGUGAACAUUCAGAUGACUACUACAAAAUUUUUUAAUAGAUCUUGAGUUCUCCCAUAAGCUGGUUUACUUUGCUGAGUUUUAUGGUUUAUUUGGUAGAUAUACCCUGCCUUAUUUACAAUUGUAACUGGGUAAGAAAAUUGCCUUUUCAUUGUAAGUGCCCAAUCUUGGUCUCUAGUUUGAGAUACUGCCCAGAACCUACAAUGGUGUCCCUCUUCCUUCAGUUUUGUGUUAUUGGGGGAGGGGAGGGGGCAAUACUGUUUUUGAGGUCGGCUUGACCACAAUCAGCCUACAGGUUUGGGGAUGUGAUAAAUCACUACAGAAGUGCUAAAUGUGCAAAAACAAAAAACGCUGCCGAUUGUAUUUAUACACUUAUUUUGCGUUUGCGUAGAUGUAGCACUCUUCCUCCAAAUUUGUAGGUUCAAGGAAGGUGGGGGUGGGGGGGCAUUUUCAACUCAGAAAUGAGUGGGGACAUUUUUAUUUUGAAAUCUCCCAAAAGGAAAUUUCACCCUCCCAUAUCCUGCUUUUCAGCCUUUCACAAGCCAACAGACUGACGUGCAGAUUGUCCACAGUUCCUAAGAUUUAGCAUAUAUCCCAAAAUAAAACUUUAUAAAUUAAA
Molecule: messenger RNA, 11822 nt
Organism: Echinops telfairi (small Madagascar hedgehog)
Lineage: Eukaryota; Metazoa; Chordata; Mammalia; Afrosoricida; Tenrecidae
Gene: USP9X
Product: ubiquitin specific peptidase 9 X-linked
Exons: 45
Coding region: 380-7924 (2514 amino acids)
Biological process (GO): cell migration; protein deubiquitination
Cellular component (GO): nucleus; cytosol
Molecular function (GO): cysteine-type deubiquitinase activity; cysteine-type endopeptidase activity
Source: RefSeq, a predicted model, not a curated record